This is a messenger RNA of Acanthochromis polyacanthus (spiny chromis), 756 nucleotides long. RefSeq names its product G0/G1 switch 2 (gene g0s2). Lineage: Eukaryota; Metazoa; Chordata; Actinopteri; Pomacentridae. Bases 60 to 488 code for a protein of 142 amino acids. The transcript is spliced from 2 exons. The record is from RefSeq and is a predicted model, not a curated record.
GUCAACUGACUCUGCUUGUCUUUAAAUUGCAGGAUCUGCCCUCUCCUCUUUGCCUGCGAAUGCUUGGUCAGACCAAACACGAAGAAAUAAUCAAGGAUUUGGUGUGUGCUUCAAAGGUCAUCAAACAACACAAAAUGGAAUGCAUUAGUGAGUUCAUCCCAUUUGCUAAGGAGAUGCUGAGAGAGAGGCCCAGCCGGAGCAUGCUGAAGAUCUACAUGAUCGGCUCCACUGUGGCAAUGCUUGGAAUGGUCGGUGGUUUGGUGGAAACGAUUGUCCUGCCCUUUGUGGAGAAGGAUCCUUUUGAGGAUGAACCAUUAGAGCUUGUCAUGGAGAACGAGACGAAAAAGAAGCAGGUGUUGAAUUCCCAGCCUCCCCUGGUUCAUACCGAAGUGGUGGAAGUGCCGGAGGCGCUGGCGAUUGGAGCCAAGGCCAAACAUCUGGUGACCGCUGGGAGGAGAAACUCAGCCAACCGUUUACAUGCUUCUUAAAGCAGCAUGUGCCCCUCCUGAUGCAAAUGGACAGCACAGUUACAACACUGGUGGUACCACUGGUAAAUUAAUGUUGAACUAGUCCCUUUGUGCUUGUUCAUUCAUUUCAGAUUAGAUAAACAUGCAUUGUUCCCUUUGUUGACUGGCAAAAUGAGAUGAGAUACUAUGCAAACUGCAGGUUACAGUAAAAUCUGGCUGCUGGGCAGCAGAUACUUGUGGAUGUGAUGUGAUAAUGUGCUGGAAGAAUAAAAGAUUGUAUGUGAGUUAA